Molecule: messenger RNA, 3925 nt
Organism: Spodoptera litura
Lineage: Eukaryota; Metazoa; Arthropoda; Insecta; Lepidoptera; Noctuidae
Gene: PpD3
Product: protein phosphatase D3
Molecular function (GO): protein binding; hydrolase activity
Source: RefSeq, a predicted model, not a curated record
CAUAUUCUUUCAAAUUCAUUCAUUCAUAUAUCUGUCAAUUAAUUUUUCAUGAAUUGCGGAUAACAUGUAAAUGUAUGUGAAAUAAUCACAUUUCUUAUGAGUAAUAUACAUUGCUUCUGUAUUUACCAUUUUAAGUAAUUUAAUACUGUACCCUUAAAACAUGGCUAGUAAUGAAGAAAUUACCGGGCCCAUUUCCCAGGAGGAUGUAGAGGCAGCGGAUAAAUUGAAAAACGAAGCGAAUGAAUACUUUAAAAAACAAAGUUACAAUAAUGCAAUCGAGCUGUAUACUAAAGCAAUAGAAAAGAACCCGAAGAAUGCUGUUUUCUUCGCUAAUAGAAGUAUAGCUAACUUGAGGCUGGAGAACUUUGGUUAUGCUCUAAGCGACGCGUCGAAGGCAAUAGAAUUGGACAGGUCUUACACGAAGGCGUAUUACAGGCGAGCUGCGGCUUAUAUGUCCCUAGGAAAGUACAAACUAGCGCUUAAGGAUUUUGAAUAUGUGACCAAAGUCAGGCCAAAUGACCAAGAUGCAAAAAUGAAGUACACUGAAUGCAAUAAGAUAGUUAAGAAGAUUGCUUUUGAAAAGGCCAUCUCCGUUGAUAAGAAGGAGGUCAAUAUAGCUGAUUCCAUCAAUUUAGAUGCCAUGACCAUUGAAGAUGAAUAUGUUGGUCCAGCACUCGAGGAUGGGAAAGUAACCCUCAAGUUUGUCACUGAACUGAUGGAGUUUUACAAACGACAGAAGAAACUACAUAAGAAAUAUGCUUACAAGAUACUGAUUGAUGUAAAAGCAUAUUUGCAAAAGCAGCCAUCUCUCGUUGAUAUCAAGGUUGCAGAUGAAGCCAAGUUUACAGUUUGUGGAGACAUCCAUGGCCAGUACUAUGACCUGAUGAACAUAUUCAAGUUGAAUGGUCUUCCAUCAGAGACCAACCCUUACCUGUUCAAUGGUGACUUUGUAGACCGAGGUUCCUUCAGUGUCGAAUGCAUUUUCACACUGUUCAGCUUUAAGUUGUUAUACCCUAACCACUUCUACAUGUCCAGAGGUAACCAUGAGACUUUAGAUAUGAACCGCAUGUAUGGGUUCCGAGGUGAGGUUUCAUCCAAGUACACCUCACAGAUGGCUGACCUUUUCACUGAGGUGUACAACUGGCUGCCCUUAGCUCACUGUAUCAAUAGCCGAGUAUUGGUGAUGCAUGGAGGUCUCUUCUCCAAGGAUGACAUCACGCUCGACGAUAUAAGGAAGGUGGAUAGGAAUAAGCAGCCGCCGGAAGACGGUAUAAUGUGUGAGCUGUUGUGGUCGGACCCUCAGCCGAUGUUAGGGCGCGCGCCGUCCAAGCGCGGCGUGGGCUGCCAGUUCGGGCCUGACGUCACUAACACGUUCCUGCAACGUAAUGGACUGGACUACGUGAUACGCAGCCACGAAGUCAAGAACGACGGCUAUGAAAUAGCUCAUGAUGGCAAAUGCAUUACUGUGUUUUCAGCGCCUAAUUACUGUGAUACAAUGGGUAACCUUGGUGCUUUUAUCACAAUGAAUGGCAAAGACUUGAAACCGAACUUUACUACUUAUGAAGCUGUGCCACAUCCGGAUGUGAAGCCGAUGGCGUACGCGAAUUCGUUCUUCAACAUGCUGUGCCAAUGAUCAGGUACCGCCGGUGUCGCCUGUUAGUAACUCGUCAACACCCGCAAACCAAACAUACGCGCGCUCCUCUAUUAGUUCAAGAUGACUAUAAGACUUAAUUUUUAAUACCAAACAAUAAUCUCAAAAUGCACUACACAGUAAAGUACUCAUUUUUCACUUAUAUGCUUAUCAUAUCUUAAAAUAACGCCAGUUUCGGUAAUUGCUGCGUUAAUACCAAAUGCGAAUGUUAAAUUUUUAUCUUUUUUGUUUAAUAAUAUGAGACUUGCCUCAUAUGAAUGGAGAGUGUUUGUGUGGCGCUAACGGGCCCUAAUAUCUGUUGCCCAAUCAAUGCUACAUUAUCACUAUCUCUUUCAUGUACUAAAAACACAAGAAAAGCAUAUUAUUUUAUGUUGUUAAGUUCUAUCAUUUGUCUACAAUUCGUCUCAAGUUCGUCAAAUUUGUUAAACACUACAUAGUGGCAUCACACUGGUUUCAAACCAUUGUUGUCAUAAAACGUCAAUUAUUUAGGAUCGGCAAAAUCUGAGUGAGAUGGAUACUAUAAGUACCUACCUAAUCUUUUAUACAAAGACAUUCGUUAGUCAUUAUUUAAACGUGACCCCGCACUAGGAUUUCCUUCUGCCGGUGCAUUUACAACGCAAAUGUUGCGUACUUAAGCAAAAAUUUGAUCUAUAAACUGUAUGAGUUUCCCAGCCACUGCGCUAACCGUGCAAGUCAAGCAAUAGGAAAUCAGUACUUAAAUUAUUUCAGAUAGGUACAAAGUAGGUAAACGUUAUUAAAAAUCAUGUCCGACUGCAACGGAAGAUAUACAUAGUUAAUGUUGUUGUUACCCUAAAAUCUGCUGUAUAAUUAUUAUCCUGGAUUACUUAAAAAAUUCGAGUUACUCACGUAAAUAUGCUAAAAAAAGCUCUAUUAGUUUCGAGUCACAGAGGGACUCUUCUGUCACGCGGCGACGAGUAGGCUGCGCUACGUCGUGAGUAACUCGUUAUUUUUUAAUUAAUUCAAUAUGUCUGACGAUAGUUAUAAUAAAAAUUAUUAUCCUAUUUCACAUUUAAGUUUCUUUUACUAGUAACUGGCGAAUAAUUUGAAUAUUUUCCAUUCGAAAUGUGUCAAAAUAUGCGUCUGCUAAGUUAAUAGUAACUUGAAUCAGUUAUUAGGAAACAAGUCGUUUAUCUUUAGAAUGUUACAAGUUGUUAAUAUGAUCUGUGUUCAAAUCUACUACAAUGACCUCGCUUUAUGAUUCCACUUCAUAUUUUAUACACUACUGAAGCGAUUUGAACGAAACUUUUUGUGUUUUAGCUCAAAUCGUGUCAGAUAGCAAGACACGUAGAAAGUGCAACCUAGAAAUAGAACUUGCAGAACUGUAAGGCUUUAAAAUGGAGGAGCGUUGGGUAAAAUAUCACAUAGGUAUUCUUCAAGACAAUACUAUAAAUAUGUAUUUUUGAGGAAAUAAGAAUAUGCCUGAAGGAUUUAUAAUUGUUUCUACAUAGUUUUUGUUGCGUAAACUUGUUUCCUCGAUCGUACGUGUAGCAUAGCAAUGCAAUAUCUUACGAGUGUUGCCAACUACUUGUACAUUAUACUCAUAAGUCUUAGUUGUAAACUUUAUUUUCACGCGCUGUUGUGACUAUUUCAUCGUAAGUGCAUGCGAAUAUUUAACGGUAAAUUACCAUGUGGUAUUUAUUGAUAUUUUCAUUACACAUGAAACUUGCCUCGCAAAAGCUAUCUUGAGACUUGCGACUUGUUGAGGUCAUUAUUGUAAUGGCUCGAAAACGUACAAUCCCAAGAAAAUAAAGAAAUUUAGUGCAUUGCACCGUUAAAUAUUCGUGUUUAGGGGCCUUUUCGCUAUCACCUAGUACCAUAGUGGCAAUAUUCAACUAAUUACUGAUCUAAGUCUCUUUUCAUCGAAAUACGUGUAUACUAGGUAAAGUUUAGGUCACAAUAAUCCCAAAAGAAUUAUGUGGAAACCUAGAUUUUGUGUUGUUAUUAUUUUAAACUUACUUUAAUUAUAUUUAAUCUCAAGAAUGUUAAUCUUAUAUUACAACAGCGCCAAUGAAUUUUGUUUUUAUUUUUUAAUAUUAUUUUCUGAAAAAUGGAAAUUUAUAUUUACCCAGCCAUUCACACAUCACUGAAUGAUGUCAAAGAUUUAAUAUUUAAUAAUGAAAAAUGUAUAUAUUUGAUACUUUUAACUAUAGACUUUAGCCGAACAACGUACCGACGUACAAGCUUUGCAUUUAGUUAAAAAUAUAUAACGUUCUAACAUUGAAUACGGACAUUCUUGGGCUAGAGAAUAAAAUC